Sorex fumeus (smoky shrew) is the source of this 3215-nucleotide messenger RNA. It is a transcript of the gene CLDN1, whose product is annotated as claudin 1. Gene Ontology annotation, cellular component: plasma membrane; bicellular tight junction. Gene Ontology annotation, molecular function: structural molecule activity. The transcript has 4 exons. Gene Ontology annotation, biological process: cell adhesion; bicellular tight junction assembly. The record is from RefSeq and is a predicted model, not a curated record. NCBI's taxonomy places the organism in Eukaryota, Metazoa, Chordata, Mammalia, Eulipotyphla, Soricidae. Bases 60 to 695 code for a protein of 211 amino acids.
CCCGGGAGUCCCGGCCGCGCUCCUGCCCGCCGCCCCGUCGCUGCACCUGCCGCCGAGCCAUGGCCAACGCGGGGCUGCAGCUGCUGGGCUUCAUCCUGGCCUUCCUGGGCUGGAUCGGGGCCAUCGUGAGCACCGCGCUGCCCCAGUGGAAGAUCUACUCCUAUGCCGGCGACAACAUCGUCACGGCCCAGGCCAUCUACGAGGGGCUGUGGAUGUCCUGCGUGUCCCAGAGCACCGGGCAGAUCCAGUGCAAAGUCUUUGACUCCUUGCUGAACCUGAAUAGUACUUUGCAAGCUACUCGUGCCUUGAUGGUGAUUGGCAUCCUCCUGGGAGUAAUAGCCAUCUGUGUAGCCACUGUUGGCAUGAAAUGUAUGAAAUGUCUGGAAGAUGAUGAGGUACAGAAGAUGCGGAUGGCCGUUGUUGGGGGUGUGAUAUUUCUUAUUGCAGGUCUGGCUCUGUUAGUUGCCACAGCAUGGUAUGGAAAUAGAAUUGUUCAAGAAUUCUAUGACCCUAUGACACCAGUCAAUGCAAGGUAUGAAUUCGGUCAGGCUCUAUUCACUGGUUGGGCUGCUGCUUCUCUCUGUCUUUUGGGAGGUGCCCUACUUUGCUGCUCCUGUCCCAGAAAAACAACAUCUUACCCAACACCAAGGCCCUAUCCUAAACCUACACCUUCGAGUGGGAAAGACUAUGUGUGACACUGAAACAGAGGACAUAACCAAGCUGGAACAAGCAGAAAAGUGGACGUUGAAAUACCACCACUGAUACUAAAAAGGCCUUAAACUGUUGACUCUUGCAGUCUGAACUGUGUUAUUACCAAAACAAAACCAUAUUUUUUAAAAGUAUCCAUUGCUAGAAAAUGGUUUCUUUUAUCUUUUUUUCUUCAAUCUGGAUGGAACCCUUUGCCAUUUGUAUAAUUGCAGUCCACUGAGUGAUAACCUCAUAUGGGGGAGGGGGUGCUUCUCAAAUAUAUAUAGUAUGUAUAUACAGGGUUUUCUAUAAAAAAUUAGAUAACAAAAGCUCUUAUUCAUAUAUGUUGGUAUAAACAUGCCUAAAUAUAUAUCUAAAGAGAGAAAAAUAUAUUUAAUUCUAUGUUGAUUACAGUAACCAUUUACUUGGUAUAUUUCUGUGCUUUCUCUAGGUAGACUAAUAUCUAAUUAGAGUAGAAUUAAUAUAAUGUACUUCUUCAGCUUUUAAUGUUUUUGACAGAAGUGUUAAUCAAUCUAAUGUAUGGAUUCUUUUAGCUAUUAUGCCCUUUUCAUGUGCUUGCUAUUUUUUUUAUUAUUAUGAUAUGAUAGCACCUACUUUGUCCUCAGUCAUUCUUUAUUCCUUUUCUUUGUGCUGGGGUUGGUCUUGACCCUUGACUCUUGAUAACACAUUUCAUGAGCUUAAAAUUUAAUUCUUAAGUCAAGGAGCCUCUUACCCAGGGUUGGGAAUAUAGGUCUGCCAUAAAGCUCUUGACUGUAUGUGUGAAGCCCUGGGUUCAAUCCCCAACACCACAAAAACAAAACAUAUCUAAACAAGGACUUCUUCAAAAUCGGGACUGUUGGAACAAUUCUUCCUGUAAAUUCAGAAUGAUAUAUUCCCAUAACCUUCGCACACGAUUCACGUGCUCUGACCUCUCACACAUUUGUCUGCUUGGGAAAUAUUUGUCCCAGUGUGUACUGUGUUCUGCUUUCUCAGGUGUUGUAACACAGUUUUAUUGAUUAAAUUUUGAGCUAUUUAUUCACUGUUACCCAUUCCCUCAAACCACGAGCAGUCUAAUCCCAGCAUCUUCUCAACAGUUUUCUCAUAUGUAAAUAGCGUAAUGUUUACCUCUUCCCAGAAAGGUGUGGCCUGUUUGCAUGAAUGAAGUUCAAGACUUUCUGUAGUGAUAAUCUGGUGACAAAUAGUCUUUUUGUAGCUGUAAGCAUGUCACUUAAUCUUUCUCCUCUUUGUCAAAUUGAGAUAAUGAUACUUAACCAGCUGGUAGAGGUGGUGCGAGUAUCAAUUAGUAGGUAUUAUGCUCAUUCUUUGAACAUGAAAUAUGCCCGAGUGUUUUUAUUUUCUCAAUUGGCUAUUAAGAAGUCAUAAAACCAAAUCUGCAAACACAUAUUCACAUAAUUCAGCAGUUUUCUUCCCCCUCCAGUCUGUUUCCUUUCAACAGUACCUAGCAUUUUGCUGGUGCUCCCUUUCCAUUCUAACAAUUACUCUUCGUUUCCCAGUCUGUGGAAAAUGCUACUUCACUUGAGCUAGAUGAUGUAAUGAAAGGGUGUUAGCUUUGGUGUCUGGAGACCUGAUUUGAGUCUUGGUGCUAUCAAUUACUGUCUGACGGAGCAAGAUACUUGACUGCCCUAGAUUUAUUGCUUCAGCUGGAGAUUGCAUUGUAAUUCUUGACCUGCCUACUUCACAGAGCCUUUGUGGGGAUCAGGUGAGAGGUGAGAUGGGCUCGUGGAAAUAUGGUUUAGUAAGGUGAAAAUACUGUCCUAUGGAAAGGCAUUAAGGAUUUCAGAUCACAGGUGUUGCAUUAUUGCUUACAUGACUCCAAAAAAAUGACACUUUAAAAAUAUAGGUUUCUUAACAGAUUUCUCAAGCCACGAAACAUGAAAGAAAACUUCAGUUUACACAAUGAGAAGGUUUCUAAGUCUUUGCUUCUUUAACCAGUUUAUAUUCAUGCUGUCUGUGGCAAUUCUCCCUUCAGGAAAAGAGUUGACUUAGGACAAGUCUGCAAAUGGAAUGGAUAAAACAAAAGUGUAAAUAUUUACAAAGACAAAGGAUAGGAGAUAGUUUUGAAUUAGAACUUGCAAGGUUAUACAAGAUGUAUAUCUGUUAAGUGAUACUGUCAGAACUAUUGCAAUUAUUUGCAAGCUGACACUAGGGUAGGAGGUUUGGCAGGCUCAUUUACCGUGAAACCACAUGAGGGAAGUUAUGCAAAGGAGUGCAUCAUACAAGAGCUUUAACUAGAACCUAUUAAUGUGCUUUAUAAACAUGAAAAUCAAAGCUUCUAGAAGGUAUGGUCAAGGAGUUAUAUCUUAAUGAUAUCUGAGUACAAAUGCUUCUUACUACUUGCUAAAUUCAUAAAGAAAUCUGUAGUCACAAACAGCAAACAGUUGUUAUAACCGAAUUUUGAUAUAUUUGUACUCUGCCAUAUACCUGUAAACAGACCAAUAGCGAUCGUGGGGUUUUGUAAUGGGAAUUUGUACAAAGCAUUACUCUUUUUUCAAUAAAUUUUUUAAUAA